AUGUUCGAUCUUGCAUUUAGCAAGGAUGGUGACUACCUGUAUAUGUCCGGAACGACCUAUGACUGCAUUGUUCUUAUUUACAAGAUACUACUUGACGGCAAUCGCCUAGAAGGCAUUAACCAUGUGGCUACACCGAAGUACAAGCUCACUGACCGGGAUGGUUCUGAGUUUGAUUCUGUGCGACUAUUGCCGCAAAUAUCCUCUCAGGGCUGCUUUAUUGGCACGUCCCGCCUUAAUAGUCUGCUUCUCUGCCCAGUUACACAGAGAAGAAAAUUUUUCCUAAACUCACGGGAAUCGGAGGGAGAGGCCAAAGACCCAAGUUGUAAGCACAGAUUGGCCGGAAAUGCUAAGUUCGGAUGCUUCGCAAAGUGCGGGAUGAUUUACUUGGCAAACAAUGAGAUUUAUAUCUGGAAUAUAACAUCACCGACAGGCCGUGGGGAGGCCGAUUAUUGUUCACUGCCACACAAUCCAAAAGGAAACAGAGUGUAUGGGCUGGCGUCGCUGCAGGUGGAAACUACAUUGUUCUAUACGGAUUCAUACUUUGCUGCUUGGAAGCGAGCAAAUGAGCAUUUUGAAUACAUCCCACUGGGAGCGCCGAACUACGUUCGAUGGCCCUGGCUAAAUCAACAAGGCUGCUGUCUCGUGUUAAAAUCACAUUGCUCUAUUCAAAUGUGGGAGUCUGCUGGUGUUUAA
This is a messenger RNA of Pyricularia pennisetigena, 693 nucleotides long. RefSeq lists its product as uncharacterized. The record is from RefSeq and is a predicted model, not a curated record. NCBI's taxonomy places the organism in Eukaryota, Fungi, Ascomycota, Sordariomycetes, Magnaporthales, Pyriculariaceae. The coding region runs from base 1 to 693 and encodes 230 amino acids. The transcript is spliced from 4 exons.